AUGGGACCAGCUGUCAAUGACACCGACAUGAGCAGCUUUGAGCCUCCCAGCAAGCGGCGCAAACUUCGAAAGGGCACGACAAGCUGUUGGGACUGCAAAAAGCGGAAAGUGAAAUGCACAUUCGAUGCAACAUCAGAUACAGUAUGUGUAGCUUGUCGUCGUCGAAACGCGCCAUGUAUUCGCCAGGACCAGCCGGAUGAAGUCCUUCUUCAGGAGGACGACAGCAGCCCGUCAUCAACACCGCUGCGUUCCGGCGAUGGGGUCAACAGGACCUAUCCAGCUCCUAGCCUCUCUUAUGAACAACUUCUUGAGCGCCUGCGAAGAGCCGAAGCAUUACUUGCGCGGUCAGAAGACCUAAGACACGACUCAGCAGCAAUCGACUUUGUGCAACUUCCGACACCCGGCUCUGCUGUACUAACACCGGAACAAAACCCUCUGCAGGCAGAAGACGGUGAAAACAUCUCGAUCGGCCUACGUCAAACGUUUCCUGCUCAGCGAGACCUCGAUCUCCUGUGCAGAUCGGACCGCAACGCGACCUUGUAUAGCUACAAAUGUCUCACGGGAUCCAGCAACCUCUUAGAGCACGAAUCAUUCGACAUUGUCGACGAAUUGGCCACGGUCCCCGACGCCUCUACUACACCCCCAGUUCUUAUGGCCAGGCAUAUGCUUAUCCUAGCCCUCAUGCUGCAGUACUUCCGGUGUAACGGAGCCGAUCGCCUAUCUGGAGACCCGAAUGCUCUCGCUGUGCGCAUGGUGGAUACGGCCGUUCGCAUGGUCAUCACCAACGAUCAACUAGUAGGCUGUAUCGAAGGGCUGGAAUGUAUAAUAUACGAAGCCAUUUUCCAAUCCAACGCCGGCAACCUUCGGCGAUCGUGGAUAGCUUUCAGAAGAGCCAUGGUAUUUGCGCAGUUGAUGAGGUUGGAUACACCCAACCCUCCACCGAUCAGUUUCUUAGAAAAUAAGCAUAGGGUGGGUCCAAAAUUCCUAUGGUUUCGAAUUGUUCAUAUGGACAGCUAUCUAAGCCUGAUGCUCGGUCUGCCCCAUGGAGGCCAGACUACGAACAUGGAGAUCCCUGUCCCUGGAGAGAGCCUGAGCUGCAAAAUCGAUCGAGCACAUACACUCAUCGCACGUGGUAUCGUUGACCGCAACCGAGGAGAUCCGCAUCAAAACAUCGAGGCUACCCGCAAACUGGAUCGCGACCUCCAGAACGUGACAAAAUCCCUUCCUGACAAAUACUGGCUUGCACCAAGUUUCACUAGACUGCAACCAAGCACUAAAGAAGCCUUUGAAGAGCUCAUGCGGCUUCGAGAUCAGCUUUACCAGUACAAUUUGCUUCAUCUUCUGCACCUGCCUUUCCUCUUACAUUGCGGCAAGGAUUCAGAUUUUCAUAUGUACGCCAAGAUAACCUGUAUCAAUGCGGCCAGAGACGUUCUUACAAGAUUUGUCGCGUUCCAAAAUUUUCGACCAAUCUCGACCCAGUCUUGUCACACAGCCGACUUCUUCGCGCUCAUGGCCGGCAUGACGAUUCUGAUCGCGCACAUAGACAGCUGUCGCUGGAAAGAUCAUAGUUUUCUAGUACAUCAACGACCCGGUGACCGCGCCAUGGUCGAGCAGCUUAUCGAAAAAUUGGAACUGGUUUCGACGCAGACGAACGAACCCCUCACAAGCAAAAGUGCUGAGCAGCUUCGGAGCUUGCUCGAGAUCGAAAGCGACGCUGCACGUGGGUCGAGUCAUACUGGUGAGAGCACUGUCGAUCGGCUUGAGGAGGGCUGCGGCGAGCAGUUUCAGCUCUCGAUACCAUAUUUUGGAAUUAUCAAGAUUUGUACAAAAGGCAUCACGAAAGAGGGGCCGAGUCAGCAGGCUCCUGGUGCUGACAUGCUUUUUGGCCCGUCGUCCUCAAACCUGAUGGCUGUCGAGAAUAAUGUCUUUUCCACCUUUGGUCCGGACAUUAGCGAUAAUAUAUCAUCUGACCUCCUUGCAGCACAGCCCAACACACAGAACUUUCAGACCCUGCAGUCUGGAUUGACAUCCUCUGAUGCGAUCUUCAAUACGCCACAACACUAUCCUGGACUGACCGCAGGAACGAAUGACUGGACGUUUCAGGGUGUAGAUGCGGCGUUCUUUGAUUCGUUGAUGAAGGGAGUGGGUGAUUGGGAAGAGACACUACUGGGAAUCUGA
Molecule: messenger RNA, 2178 nt
Organism: Alternaria burnsii
Lineage: Eukaryota; Fungi; Ascomycota; Dothideomycetes; Pleosporales; Pleosporaceae
Exons: 1
Coding region: 1-2178 (725 amino acids)
Biological process (GO): regulation of DNA-templated transcription
Molecular function (GO): zinc ion binding; DNA-binding transcription factor activity, RNA polymerase II-specific
Source: RefSeq, a predicted model, not a curated record